This is a messenger RNA of Ficedula albicollis (Collared flycatcher), 424 nucleotides long. Its product is annotated as dipeptidase 1-like. The transcript has 4 exons. The annotation marks the transcript as partial. Gene Ontology annotation, molecular function: metallodipeptidase activity. NCBI's taxonomy places the organism in Eukaryota, Metazoa, Chordata, Aves, Passeriformes, Muscicapidae. Gene Ontology annotation, biological process: proteolysis. The record is from RefSeq and is a predicted model, not a curated record.
CACGGACAGCUUGGUGAUGGUCAACUUCUACAACGCCUACGUGACCUGCAGUGACAAAGCCAAGCUGUCCGACGUCGCAGACCACCUGGACUAUGUGAAGAAGGUGGCUGGUGCCAAGGCUGUCGGCUUCGGUGGGGACUACGACGGGGUCACAGGGGUCCCCACUGGCCUGGAGGAUGUCUCCAAGUAUCCUGCCUUGGUGGCCGAGCUGCUGGCGAGGAACUGGACAGAGGACGAGGUGAAGGGGGCCCUGGCUGAAAACCUGCUCCGGGUCUUCAGGAAAGUGGAGGAGGUGAAGAGGAACCUGCAGGACACAGCUCCCCACGAGACCCCCAUCGCCUUCGAGGAGCUGGAGGGGUCGUGCAGAACCAGCUAUGGGUACUCCAACGGUGCCGGCACCGCCCAGCGCCCGCCGGCAGCCCUG